CUCUUAUGCAAUCAACUGUUUGGACCUUUCUCUUCAGAGUAAUUUCUUAUACCGACUAUUGCUGUUGGGAUGAAGUUUUGCAGCUUUGGAGUCCUUGUAGCCAUCAUCCUCUCCUGUGAGCAGCAUGUCUUCACGUUCCAGAGUGGCCAGGUUUUAUCUGCUCUUCCUAGAACCUCUAGGCAAGUUCAAGUUCUGCAGAAUCUUACUACAACAUACGAGAUUGUUCUCUGGCAGCCAGUAACAGCUGAUAUUAUUGAGAAGAAAAAAGAAGUCCACUUUUUUGUGAACGCAUCUGAUGUAAGCAAUGUGAAAGCCCAUUUAAAUGUGAACAGCAUUGUAUUCAGAGUCUUGCUGGAAGAUGUGGAAGCUAGUAUUCAACAGCAGAUCUCCAACAACACGGUCAACCCCCGGGCCUCCUCAUCAUACUAUGAACAGUAUCACUCGCUAGAUGAAAUUUAUUCUUGGAUAGAAUACAUGACUGAGAAGUAUCCUGAUAUGGUUAAAAAAAUCCACAUUGGAUCCUCAUAUGAGAAGCAUCCACUUUACGUUUUAAAGGUUUCUGGAAAAGAACAAAAAGCCAAAAAUGCAAUAUGGAUUGACUGUGGAAUCCAUGCCAGAGAGUGGAUCUCUCCUGCUUUCUGCUUGUGGUUCGUAGGCAGCGUAACCUAUUUAUAUGGAAUAAAUGAGAGGUCUACCAAUCUUCUGAAUAACGUGGAUUUCUAUGUUAUGCCACUGAUUAAUGUGGAUGGUUAUGACUACACAUGGAAAAAGGAUCGAAUGUGGAGAAAGAACCGUUCUCUCCAUGGGAACAAUGGCUGCAUUGGAACAGACCUGAAUAGGAACUUUGCUUCCAAACACUGGUGUGAGGAAGGCGCAUCAAGUUUUUCAUGCUCAGAAAUCUAUUGUGGACCUUAUCCUGAGUCAGAACCAGAAGCACAGGCGGUGGCUAAUUUCCUGAGAAGAAAUAUUGACCACAUUAAAGCUUAUAUCAGCAUGCAUUCAUACUCCCAGAAGAUAGUGUUUCCAUAUUCCUACAGCAAAAUCAAAAGCAAAGACCAUGAGGAGCUGUCUCUAGUGGCCAGUGAAGCAGUUCGUGCUAUUAAGAAUGUUCACAAAAAUAUAAGGUAUACAUAUGGCAGUGGCUCAGAAAGUAUAUACCUAGCUCCUGGAGGUUCAGAUGAUUGGAUCUAUGAUUUGGGCGUCAAGUAUUCGUUUACAAUUGAACUUCGAGAUACAGGCAAUCAUGGAUUCUUGUUGCCACAGAGUUACAUCAGGCCUACUUGUGAAGAAGCUCGAGCGGCUGUUUCUGAAAUAGCUUGGCAUGUCAUUAGGAAUGUUUAAUGCCCUUGAUUUAAUCAUUCUCCUUUCAUAUUUUAAUUUAUUAAUUCCAGCAAGACCAAAUCCCAAAAUCAUCUUAUCAAUUUUAUCAAUAGUUCUGAUGAAAUAUUUCUCUAUUCCUUGGUUUUGUUAAAGAUCAAUAAGUGCUCGUUUGAAAUUAAGGCAGAAGAGCCUUCAUGUCUUUUUAUCAUUUUUUAUUUUUUGUUUUGUGAGAGGCUAGUUACUGUUUUUUCCCUUUGAUUUCCAACGUUGGAUUAGGUUGUCUCAAGCAAUUUCAAUAACCUGUUGGCUCCUAAGCAACCAAAGGAAAGGUGGUAUGGAGUACAUUGAAGAUUUCUGCUCCAAAUUUUCAAUAAAUUUCUGCUUGCGCCUUUAAAAACACGACUGUGCAUUUCGUUUGCUUUACAGAAAUAGGCGAAGGUGGAGAAAGGGGAGGAGUGUCAAAAACUACAAACACUGCCUCUCACUCCAGGUCAGAUACUCAAUAAACACUGUUUAGCAAAUGAAUGAAUGGGUGCAGUCAUUUUCGACAACAAAUGUGGCAUUUUGUGCAUCUGC
Nycticebus coucang (slow loris) is the source of this 1896-nucleotide messenger RNA. RefSeq names its product carboxypeptidase B2 (gene CPB2). Bases 70 to 1341 code for a protein of 423 amino acids. Gene Ontology annotation, molecular function: zinc ion binding; metallocarboxypeptidase activity. The record is from RefSeq and is a predicted model, not a curated record. NCBI's taxonomy places the organism in Eukaryota, Metazoa, Chordata, Mammalia, Primates, Lorisidae. The transcript is spliced from 11 exons. Gene Ontology annotation, biological process: fibrinolysis; proteolysis.